CUUAUCCAUGGCCAAUACCACAGUCAGCGGAGCUCAGUCGAUUCACGGUCAGAAUCCCCAGUUUUUAGUUGAAACUGUUAUUCGAAAUCGUAUCUGGGAGUCAAUAUUUUGGAAGGAGCACUGUUUCGCGCUCACCGCCGAAAGUCUGAUUGAUAAGGCUAUUGAAGUGAACUAUAUUGGGGGCGUGUAUGGCAACCAGAGGCCCACCGAAUUUCUGUGUUUGCUCCUCAAGUUAUUGCAAAUCCAACCCGAGAAGGAGAUCCUCAUCGAAUACAUGCAAGCUGAAGAGUUCAAGUAUCUUCGGGCCUUAGCAGCAUUCUAUGUGCGCAUGACGUUCAAGCCAGUCGAGGUGUAUGAAUUGCUAGAGCCACUACUGAAAGACUAUCGAAAAUUACGAUUACGCAACAUGGCUGGAUAUAAUCUGACUUUCAUGGACGAGUUUAUUGAUCAACUGCUCACGGAUGAACGAGUCUGUGACAUCAUUUUGCCGCGCUUGACGAAGCGCGGUGUGCUGGAGGAGAAUGGAGAUAUAGGUCCGCGCAGAAGUCGAUUGUUGGACGCUAUGGAGGGCAAAAGCGAACACGGGAGUGAGCGUGAUGACAGCCGAACUUCUAGUCGAGGUCGCAGCCUCAAUGGGAGUGAACGCACAGCGUCCGACGCAGGAUCACGCUAUGUUUCGCGUAGCCCAACUCGUUCGAGAUCUCGCUCAGACUCUCCCGGUUAUCGCUCGAGAAGUCGAAGUAUUUCGCCAGAUCGAAUGGAUACCGACCCAGCGUAGGGGAGAGACAGUAUACGUGUAUUGUGCAAAAGGAUUAAGCAUCAUCUUGUUUCACGA
Mycena citricolor is the source of this 835-nucleotide messenger RNA. NCBI's taxonomy places the organism in Eukaryota, Fungi, Basidiomycota, Agaricomycetes, Agaricales, Mycenaceae. The record is from the annotation of a GenBank genome assembly.